UAUUUUGAAGGCCCGGAAGCGCUGUUUCUGUAAUGCUAACUUGAUGCUAACUUGAAGCUAACCGUAGGAAGAUGUCGGCCGCUGUUAGAGUGUUUCAAGGCCGAUUAUCUGCUCUAUGUCUGCGGGGAUUAACUCCACAAACACCGGGGAAUCAUCCGGUGAAAGGACCGCGGCUGACACACUCACAAACAGGAGGAGGCGUGGCUCCGCUACACGGCCUCCGAGUGUUGGACCUCACCAGAGUUCUGGCGGGGCCCUUUGCCUCCAUGAUCCUGGGGGACCUGGGGGCCGAGGUGAUCAAAGUGGAGCGGCCAGGUGCGGGGGACGACACCAGAUCCUGGGGGCCCCCGUUUGUCGGAUCAGAGAGCGCCUACUUCCUGAGCGUCAACAGGAACAAGAAGAGUAUCUGUGUCGACAUGAAGAACCCCCGAGGAGCGAGCGUCAUCAAGGAGCUGGCAGCAGUGUGUGACGUCCUGAUGGAGAACUUCCUCCCGGGGAAACUCUCCUCUCUGGGUUUGGGGUUCGAUCAGCUGAUCAGAGUGAGCCCUCGCCUCGUCUACUGCUCCAUCUCAGGUACCAACACUAAUUCAAUCAUCUCAUUAAAUAUGAACUCAUUAGCACUGAUAUUAUAGAGUCUAAUGACCUGAUGAGCAUCCACAGAUUUAACAGCGAUGCCUCAGUAUUUAAUUAUCCCACAGCUGCAGUGUUCAGUGUUGGCCACCAGAGGGAGCUGCUCUCCACGUUAUAGACAGGAAACUCCUCACACUGAUUUACUAUGAGUCAAAUAACAGAUAGAGAUACAUAGAGAAAUAAAACUGUACAAUUAUAAAGGGAAAAUAGCUGGAUGAAUAAAUUAUAAUG
Molecule: messenger RNA, 861 nt
Organism: Notothenia coriiceps (black rockcod)
Lineage: Eukaryota; Metazoa; Chordata; Actinopteri; Perciformes; Nototheniidae
Product: succinate--hydroxymethylglutarate CoA-transferase-like
Exons: 6
Coding region: 72-632 (186 amino acids)
Cellular component (GO): mitochondrion
Molecular function (GO): succinate-hydroxymethylglutarate CoA-transferase activity
Source: RefSeq, a predicted model, not a curated record